This is a messenger RNA of Cucumis sativus (cucumber), 1610 nucleotides long. RefSeq lists its product as uncharacterized. NCBI's taxonomy places the organism in Eukaryota, Viridiplantae, Streptophyta, Magnoliopsida, Cucurbitales, Cucurbitaceae. The transcript is spliced from 9 exons. The coding region runs from base 59 to 970 and encodes 303 amino acids. The record is from RefSeq and is a predicted model, not a curated record.
UUUAUUUCUUUAGUUUAAAAGAAAAUCAAAAAAUAAUAUGAAUGAAUGAGAAAGAAAGAUGGAGGCAAGAGAAAUGGAGGAAGCACUGAAGGUGUUGGACUCUUCUCUUUCUCAAAUCAAAUGGCGUCUCAAAUUUCCAGCCAAGCGUCGUCUCCAAUUAGAUGUCUUAGCUUUGUGUACUGGAAUGAGACCAGUUGUGAUGAUAGACUAUGGUGGGAAGAUGCCUGAACUGCAACAGCGGCUUUGUGCACUUCUGAAACUGAUUCAAACGGAAUUACAUAUAUUUGAGAAUCUUAAGGUAAUGGUCAUGGAAGAUAUGAUAUAUCUGAUACAUGUGCAAGGACUCGCCGAACAUGUUCAUUCAACUUUAAAUUCCAAAUUCACACUUCUCCUUGUGGACAUUGAACAGGACCCUCCCAAGAUGAUAGUAGAUGCUGAGAAAAGUUCACUGGGUUUGCAGCUUAAAUCAAUUCAAAAGUUGUUCUCAUCUUUGUUUUCUCAAGAUGAAACAGAAAGUGGCCCAUUACCAUCUGUUGGGGAAACCUGCACAACGGAUAUCAGAUCCUCUAUUCAUGGGAUUAGUUCUCAGUCUUCUGUCAUUGAUCUUAGUAACUUUUUGCAGCAUACUGAAAUCACUCUGCCAACUCUAAAUGGAUGGCUUCUUGGCUAUCCAAUUGUAUACCUUUUUGAUAAGGAGCACAUAUCUGAGGCUACUUACAAUCUUUCUGCUAAGCCUCUUCACAUCUUCAGAUUAUCAGUUAGCAGGAGAGGCGGUUCCACAAAAGAAUCUCAGCUAGAAGAGCUUCUAAGUUUCACAGUGCCUUAUGAGCUUAGCAUGAGAGGAGCGAAGGAGGCAUGGGCAGAGGCAUUUUUGGAAAGUAUGCAGCAAAAGUGGGAGAGAUGCAGUCAAGUGUGGGGUUCGUUGAGGAUGGAGGUUACUGAAUGUCAUGCACAGGCCAUUGUCUUGUAAAUUGUGAUCCUGCCAAUCAAGAAAAAGAAAUGAAAGAAUUGUAAUCUGCACAUAAACACCUGAACGAAACGGCAUCCUCUCUUGGCUCCCAUCUACUCCUAACUUCGUCUUGCAUUUUCAGGUCGACUCCAUUAUGUAUGGCAUUGAGAGCUCGAGAAUUUCUCAAGGAUUCCUGCUCCUCUGCAUCAGUCCAGGCUUCCUCUGGUUUUGGCACAGGCUUACCAUCAACAGUAACCGUAGGUGGUUUCCAUCCAAUUUUAACUGCUUUCCAGGCCUUUGCAUCCAGAGACUUUAGUAUUGAUUUCACAUCGAUCAAGUUCUUAGCAAAAUGGAGGUUUGAGCAGCUGGGGAACGUUGAGUGGUGUACACUUCGAAGCUUGAACAUGUGAGAUUGCUCAUUUGUUCGUGGCAGAAUGGUUUUUGAAUAAUGCAAGACUGUGUAUAAGUUAGAGUGGAGUGAGACAAUGGAUCCAUCAAGACUAGAGUUAGUAUUUUGCAUUUUGCAUCAAAUUUAGUAAUGAAAUUUCAAAGAUGUAUGUUGGGUAAUACAUUUUUAUAAAGAUAUCAUUGUAAUGUAGUUACCAACUAUAUAUUAUGUUAAAAUUCAAACAAACAUUUUUUAUUUUCCCAGAACUACAAA